CCUCCUCGUUCAGAUUGCAUUCCGUCCACUCGGCGGUUGAUGAGUGAAGGAGAAGGAGGCGCGAUGUCAGUGAAAAGAAGAGGAUGUUUAUUCUGGGCAAAACAAAUAGCACGCUGAAUAUCCGAGUCAGAUCGUUAGAUAAAACAACCAAAGGACGAAAAAUAUUUUAGGACAUCUUCCGCCGUAAGUCUUGCUGGAAUGAACGAUGUUAAGUCAACGGUUUAUCUCCUGGGCAGGUGAUUUUGCCUUGGCUACCUAGAACAGUAGUGGUUCAGAAAGUGGCAUGGCCCCAGCCCUGACCAAAAUCCUGAAAGAUGGCCAUGGGAUCCACCUGUCCUCACCUCCUGCCCCUGUCAGAAUGGACUCAGAUGGGAGAGCCAUGCGCAGUACCGAGCUGGAGCCUCAGAUGAGAUCAGCAGAUGAUCGUGACCUCCAGAAGGUGUGGCUGAACCUUUCCUCAUUUCCCUCUCUGGACUCCUGUCUCCCUGUAAGCCCCCUGGACGUCCCUGCCAACACUGUGCUUUCCCCAUGUCCGCAGGCGUCUGCUGGUCAGCAUGACACAGCGCUCUUCCCCAGUCCCACUUCCCUCCUUAACCUCCUUUCCUUCAUUGAAAGCCUCAGAGACUCUCAUCAGGUGGCCUCUGUCUUCCCAGGUGUACCCGACAUGUUUUUAGUCCCUGCGCCCGAGCACAAUAGCCAAGAGGCUUCUCUGCUGCAUGGACGCAGCGCUGCUCCUGAAUGUGGACCAGAUGGUGGUGAUGUGCAUCGCUCCCCUCUUACUCUCAAUAUUGCUCCUCCUUUAUAUUCUCACGGGGAGAUAAAGUACCAGGGCUACUCUCCCGUCUUUGUGCCCCCACCUUCACUGACGCAGGACAAAGUGGCUGGAAUAGGCUGUCCUCCUUCAUCUUCAGUGCAGCCUUGUGGUGGCAGGGUGAACUCUGAGCAGCCGGCAUCCAGAGCUGCACUAGAGGAGACUGUGAAGCAGAAGGUCUCUAGGCAGACAGGACUUCAGAGCCGAGCUCAAAGGCUGCAGAGGAGACUACAAGCCCUGCUAGGAGAGCAUGCGGUGCUACACUGCAGUCAUCAGCUGGAGGGGCUGAAAAGGCACUAUCAACUUGGAAGUGUGUCUCUCGACAGCCCGGACUCUGUACAUCCUGGCAUACAAGCUCCACAAGCGGACUGUAAACCCAGUUUUACCUGGCCGGACUCGUCCACAGCCUCGUCUUCCAGCACAGAGCUCAGGGAGUUCAGCCGCUCCAGCCAGGCGGUGCUGAGAGGCCUGCAGGAGGCUUUAGACUCUGAGGCCACAGCCAGCAGCAGCUCAGAUGAGGACCAAGAGGAGGAUAAGACUUAUGGCAAUACCAAGACUUCACCUGUUGGCAGCUUUGAGGGGAGUUGGCUGGAAGAGAGAGCGGAGCUGGGCAGCAGGUGGAGCUGGCUGCAGCUUCGUCUGGCCGAGCUGGAGGGGAGGAUUCAACAACUGGUGGAGCUCCACAAGCACAUCCGCUCUACCAAGGGGGGCGUGGUGCUUGCAGAAUCGCAGCCACUGACAGACAGACAGAUUCAGCAGACCCUGCUGAGAGAGAUGGCGGGGUUAUCCUGCACAGCUUCCGAUGCUGACACUGAGCCCUGCAGCCCCACACGCCUCCUGCACAACAUAGAGAGACAGAGUGCUCAGCUCAGCCAGAUCGUCAACAGUCUGAUGCCUCCUCUCAGCUUUUCACCGCUCUCAAAACAACCGCAGAUCUGCAAGGGCAAGAGAGCCUUUCCAAGUGGACAGAGUGGAGAUGAUGCUUUUGUCCCUGGGAGCUCGAAGAGAAGGAGACUGGGCACCAGGAGGCUCAUCAAAGCCGAUGUGUCAUGCGUGUGUGCCCGGACCCGACCCCUGGUCACCUACCACAAGCCCAGAUUGUUCGCUGUCAGCACCUACAACCCCAGCAGUCCACAGGACUUGGGGAAGUCCACGUGUACCCUCUCCUCUUCUCUCUCAUCAUCUUCUUGUUCAUGCUGUUCAUCUUGUGAUCCUGUGGUCCUGUGCUCUGAUCCUGACUGCAGCUCCGGUAGCGCCCAGUCCUUCAGGACCCCCAGCUCCACACCUCACCCUGUGUUGUCUCCUUCAUUUGACACCAUUCUGUCCCACCCCUUAAAGAUGGCCCUGGCUAGAGAAGAAUGGUGUCAAAGACCUUUGGUUGUCAAUGUCCAACCAUCCAGUCCAGCAUGCUACAGCAGGCGCAGCUCGACACCGCUGCACAACAGUCACAAAUUACAUAAGCGGCGUACAAGGCAUCAUGAAAGCAGAACAAGACAAAGUGUUAUGGGUCUGUCACCGAUCGGGACGGCGUACUGUGGUCAGAGUCAACACAGGAGAGCCAGUCGGAGGAAAAAGACGCAAAGACACAUCCACAGACUGGUAGAAGAUGAGGAAGAUGCUCUGUACCAGCUCUGUGACACAGAGGACAGUUCAGAUGAAGUGCUGGAGCAGAGCUACACACACGGGACACGCAAGCAGGCCUCACAGGGGUUUGUUCGCAAACGCCAGGGAGUGAGUAUGUACAACAUCAACAACGUUGUCAUCCCUGUGUCACUGGCUAAAGUGGAAAAGCUGCCUUACAAAGACAUCCUGACACCCAGUUGGCGAGUGGUUGACAGAGAGGCAGAGAAGGCGGAGCACGACGAGGAGGGGCAGGUGGAGGAUCUUGCUGAUGAAGUCUUUGCUCAGAGACACCUGGGCUUAGAGCAGAGAGAGAAAUUGCGCUGGGGAUCCUGGGGGAAGAGGAAAUGCUGCAGGCUUUCCAAAAGAUCUGGCAGCAGGUUGUCGGGAGGCGGGGGCGGGAUGUGCACAUCGGGAGAGGAGAGCUCUGUGGAGUUGAGUUGUGCUCAGCUGGAUGCUGACGAACACCAAAGCUCGGAGGAGUGGCUGCAUCUGCCCUCUUCCCUCCGGCAGCCUCAGACACCCUGGGAGCGACGAAUGUUUCCUUUGGAUGAUGUUGAUGUUGAUGAAGAAGCUGUCCUCUGCAAUAACCCAGAAAAUGUCCAUUCAGGGUGCUCAGUGUGUAGCUCUGCCUCCCACACAUCGAAGAAGUCCAACUCCCAUCUCUCCCCAGCUCGGUUCUCUGGUGCUACACUGCCACCUGGUGGACAAAGCAAGCGCAGAACACCCGAUGGCAGCUGAGAGAGCAGUGCCUUACUUUUUUUUAUACCUAUUUCCUUACGUCUGGGACCACAAGGAGGAACUGGACUGGACUGGAAAUGAACCCUGGGAACUUUAAUUGGGAUUCUUUUAACAUUCCAGGACUACAUUGAUUUGACCUGACUUGCUUAAUAAUUUGAAGCAAAAGUGUUUAUUUAGUGAGUAUUGUAACUUGUCAAAUUAGUUUGAACUGACUACUAUAGCUUCUUCUACACUUUCAGGUUUUACAUACAAUGCGUACUGUAUGUAAAGUAUGUCACUUGCUAUUUAUUUUCACACCUGUCUUAAAAAAUAUGUAUAGAAAAACUUUAGUACAUACAUAUAUUUAUGUAACUUUUACCUGAUUUACAUGUGGUUUUUGAGUUGUUUUGUGUGUGUGUUGAUGAUGUCUUUUUGGUAUAUAUUUUUUUAUGAAGAAAGAAAAAUAAUUAGUCAACAUUAACAUUAGGAAAACCUACUCUAGUGCUGGAUGUCAUACUUUUCCAGCUGGUAUUUUUUCUCAAGUUUUAUUAUGGCUCUGACUCAAAUGGUAACAAGCACAUACUGUAGGUGACACUGGGGCAGAACAGAGCAGCUUUUGUGCUGACAGCAUUGCAUAAAAGGGAUAGGAUCACUGUACAGCACAAACCUUUGUGUAUUAGAGGAAAAUGUGACUCACAGCAAGGGGAAUUUGUUCAUUUUAGACUGGGCUCAGAAAACAAGAGAUGUCAAAAAAAGAAGGAAGAAAAUAAAUAAAUAUGUUUGGUUUCUUUUCAAAGCCAA
This is a messenger RNA of Scatophagus argus, 3952 nucleotides long. RefSeq names its product KAT8 regulatory NSL complex subunit 1-like (gene kansl1l). Gene Ontology annotation, cellular component: NSL complex. Lineage: Eukaryota; Metazoa; Chordata; Actinopteri; Scatophagidae. The transcript is spliced from 16 exons. The coding region runs from base 284 to 3172 and encodes 962 amino acids. Gene Ontology annotation, molecular function: histone acetyltransferase binding. The record is from RefSeq and is a predicted model, not a curated record.